UAUCCACUGCAUCGCCCCUUCCGUGAUGUCAAUAGAAGCACAUGGUCCGUGUUUGUUGCAGGAAGUGAAGAUGGCGGACCAGUCGUUGCUAUCUGAGUCUGCUCUCGGGUGGUCUAUAUUCGCCCUUGUAUUUUUGGUGAUCCUGUCCUUCUGUUGGGUCUACAUCAGGAAGUACCAGAGCCGCCAAGAGAGUGAGGUCAUCUCAACCAUCACUGCAAUAUGCGCAUUGGCCAUUGCACUGAUAACCUCUGCCCUUCUUCCAGUGGAUAUAUUCCUAGUGUCUUACAUGAAGCACCCCAACGGUACCUACAAGGAGUGGGCAGAAAACAAUGAGACACGAGGCCAAAUCGAAGACACUGUGCUGUAUGCUUAUUACUCACUGUACUCUCUCCUCCUGUUCUGUGUCUUCCUGUGGAUCCCCUUUGUCUACUUCUAUUAUGAGGAGAAGGAUGAUGACAACAUCAACAAGUGUUCACAAGUGAAAAAUGCUCUGAAAUACACAAUUGGAUUCAUCAUCGUCUGUGCAGCACUGCUAUUAAUUGGGGCCUUCGUUCCUCUUGAAGCCCCACCUAAUCAGAAUGGUACCCAGUGGGAAAAGAUGCAGUAUCUGUUUGAGGAGCUGGGGAACAACCAUGGUGUACCAGCCCUGUCUUUCUCCAUCAGCUCCUUGACCUUGAUUGGCAUGUUGGCAGUGAUCACAUACACGGCGUAUGGUAUGUCAGUGCUGCCGUUGAACCUGAUUAAAGGGACACGCAGUGUGGUGUACGAGCGUCUGGAGAACACUGAAGAUAUUGAAGAGGUUGAACACCAGAUGGAAAAGAUCAAAGCCAAGUGUGAGGACGGGCGUCCUCUGUCGUCGCGGGACCGUCGUAACCUCCAGGAGUUUGAGGACAAGCUACAGGUGCUCCAGAGGAGGGGCAGGCACCUGGAGAUAGCAGAGAGUCACUGCUGCACCAAGGUUGGAUCUGCCCUCAGACCACUCAAGAUUCUGCUGGGAAUUUUCUUCAUCCUGUUCGCUCUGCUGUUUGUUGUGGCUCUGUUCAUUUCAAAUUUGGACAAAGCUCUUCACUCUGCUGGCAUCAGUUCUGGCUUCAUGGUGUUUGGCACCAACCUGACCAACCCUCUGAAUGAACUCCUGCUGACUCUACAGCCUGUGUUCCCGUUGGAUUAUGUCCUGAUCACUGUCAUCACCAUGUACUUUGUGUUCACCUCCAUGGCCGGCAUCAGGAACAUGGGCAUCUGGUUCUUCUGGAUACGGCUGUACAAGAUCAGACCCAAGAGAACCCGUCCCCAGGCCCUCCUCUUCCUCUGCAUGAUUCUACUGCUGAUUGUCCUUCACACCAGCUUCAUGAUCUACAGUCUGGCCCCGCAGUACGUCAUGUACGGGAGCCAGAACUAUCUGCUGCAGGUGACCCCAGGCUGGAGCCCGAUGCCACCAGGGAAUAAUACCACUUGGACUACCAAGACCUGCGAUGCCGACGCACCUCAAGUAUCCUCAGAUCUGGGGACUAGCCACACUCCUAUCAGGACCUGUUACCUGCCUUCUGAACUGACAGAGAAGAGGAACUUUCCUCACACUUGGAGAAGUUCAUUUCAAUCAUGUUUAGCUACAGAGGAACCCGGUCAGCGAAGAAGAAUGAUUCUCGACUCUCUGUUUCACUUUAUUCAAUUCAAAAGGCUUUAUUGGGAAACAUGUUUACAUUGCCAAAGCAAGUGAAAUAGAUAAUAAACAAAAGUGAAAUAAGCAAUCAGUAAUGAACAGUAAACAUGGCUCUCUCCAGUCUUACAGUAAUGGAUAAUAUUAUCAUGUAUCUCGGUCGCCACAGCGAGACACGAGCCCUACAGCCUAUGCUUCUGCAAGAUCAAGUGGGUUACCAUGGCUACCACUCAGCAAGUUUUCCAUGGUGAAACAGGGGGUGUUUCAAUACAUUCAGCUGCAAAUCAAAAUGACUGAGACAUGAAAUGCUUUCUGCUCUCUUCUCCCUUAGUAAGAUUGGGGUUGACUGACUCUUGUACCUGCGUUUCCUACGUGGUUCUGAUGACUCACUGUGUUAGUUAGAGCAUGGGGCUUAGCUAGCAACACCAGGGUUAGAGCACGGGGCUUAGCUAGCAACACCAGGGUUAGAGCACGGGGCUUAGCUAGCAACACCAGGGUUAGAGCACGGGGCUUAGCUAGCAACACCAAGGUUAGAGCAUAGGGCUUAGCUAGCAACACCAGGGUUAGAGCAUGGCGCUUAGCUAGCAACACCAGGAUUAGAGCAUGAGGCUUAGCUAGCAACACCAAGGUUAGAUCAUGGGGCUUAACUAGCAACACCAGGGUUAGAGCAUUGGGCUUAACAAGCAACACCAGGGUUAGAGCAUGGUGCUAAGCUAGCAACACCAGGGUUAGAGCAUGGUGCUAAGCAAGCAACACCAGGGUUGUGGGUUCGCUUUCCGUAUGGGCCACAUAUACUGAAUAUGUGUCACUGCCCUUAUUGACAGUUCUGUAGGUCACUGGAUAAAAGUGUCUGCUAAGUGAACAUAUUAGCAUGUGCCAUACAGAAAAUACUCAUCUCUGUUAGAGCAGGGACAGGAGAGAAAGUAGCAUGUGUUUUAUGUAAGCCGUAACCCAGAGAAGAGACUCUAGUGGGUCAUGUUAACAUAUGAGGUUGAUCCUGGACUGAGAUGGCAGGCUUUAAAACAUAAUGUCCUCAUAGGGCCCUAGUGGGCCAUGUUAACAUAUGAGGUUGAUCCUGGACUGAGAUGACAGGCUUUAAAACAUAAUGUCCUCAUAGGGCCCUAGUGGGCCAUGUUAACAUAUGAGGUUGAUCCUGGACUGAGAUGGCAGGCUUUAAAACAGAAUGUCCUCAUAGUGCCCUAGUGGGUCAUGUUAACAUAUGAGGUUGAUCCUGGACUGAGAUGGCAGGCUUUAAAACAGAAUGUCCUCAUAGGGCCCUAGUGGGUCAUGUUAACAUAUGAGGUUGAUCCUGGACUGAGAUGGCAGGCUUUAAAACAGAAUGUCCUCAUAGUGCCCUAGUGGGUCAUGUUAACAUAUGAGGUUGAUCCUGGACUGAGAUGGCAGGCUUUAAAACAUAAUGUCCUCAUAGGGCCCUAGUGGGUCAUGUUAACAUAUGAGGUUGAUCCUGGACUGAGAUGGCAGGCUUUAAAACAUAAUGUCCUCAUAGGGCCCUAGUGGGUCAUGUUAACAUAUGAGGUUGAUCCUGGACUGAGAUGACAGGCUUUAAAACAUAAUGUCCUCAUAGGGCCCUAGUGGGCCAUGUUAACAUAUGAGGUUGAUCCUGGACUGAGAUGGCAGGCUUUAAAACAGAAUGUCCUCAUAGGGCCCUAGUGGGUCAUGUUAACAUAUGAGGUUGAUCCUGGACUGAGAUGGCAGGCUUUAAAACAGAAUGUCCUCAUAGGGCCCUAGUGGGCCAUGUUAACAUAUGAGGUUAAUCCUGGACUGAGAUGGCAGGCUUUAAAACAUAAUGUCCUCAUAAGGCCCUAGUGGGUCAUGUUAACAUAUGAGGUUGAUCCUGGACUGAGAUGGCAGGCUUUAAAACAUAAUGUCCUCAUAGGGCCCUAGUGGGCCAUGUUAACCAAUGAGGUUGAUCCUGGACUGAGAUGGCAGGCUUUAAAACAUAAUGUCCUCAUAGGGCCCUAGUGGGUCAUGUUAACAUAUGAGGUUGAUCCUGGACUGAGAUGGCAGGCUUUAAAACAUAAUGUCCUCAACGGGCCCUAGUGGGCCAUGUUAACAUAUGAGAUUGAUCCUGUGUCCUGUCAUAAUUUACCGUAUGUUCAUGUCAUCUAUAUCUGAUUUGUGACAUAUGGACGGGUGUAAAUAUGAUUUGUGACAUAUGGACGAGUGUAAAUAUGAUUUGUGACAUAUGGACGACUGUAAAUAUGAUUUGUGACAUAUGGACGACUGUAAAUAUGUUUUGUGACAUAUGGACGAGUGUAAAUAUGAUUUGUGACAUAUGGACGACUGUAAAUAUGAUUUGUGACAUAUAGACGAGUGUAAAUAUGAUUUGUGACAUAUGGACGAGUGUAAAUAUGAUUUGUGACAUAUGGACGAGUGUAAAUAUGAUUUGUGACAUAUAGACCACUGUAAAUAUGAUUUGUGACUUAUGGACAAGUGUAAAUAUGAUUUGUGACAUGGACGACUGUAAAUAUGAUUUGUGACAUAUGGACGACUGUAAAUAUGAUUUGUGACUUAUGGGC
Messenger RNA from Oncorhynchus kisutch (coho salmon), 4197 nucleotides. RefSeq names its product LMBR1 domain containing 1 (gene lmbrd1). Gene Ontology annotation, cellular component: lysosomal membrane. Gene Ontology annotation, biological process: protein localization to lysosome. The coding region runs from base 26 to 1717 and encodes 563 amino acids. Lineage: Eukaryota; Metazoa; Chordata; Actinopteri; Salmoniformes; Salmonidae. The transcript is spliced from 16 exons. The record is from RefSeq and is a predicted model, not a curated record.